AAAUUUAAUUAUAUUAUUACUUUAACUAGUGUAAUUGUGGCUAACCUCAUGAAGUAAGUAGUAAUCAAUCCUUAUUUUUAUACCACUACCUUCUAAUUAGUGACAACUCACUACUAUAUACACUACCAUUAUUAACUUUGCGACUAUUUUACUGCCACCCCGGCUACCACUAUCAUGGCACAACCACCCUAUCAUCACCAUCAUCAUCGCUUUUCACGCACCGUCAUCACCUUUCAAACACCACCACCACUACUAAUGCCUCGGCAACUACUGUCACCAGCCAUCCUAACCACCAUCCCCAUCACUACCUUGUCAACCAUCAGUAUCACACUACCGUUGAGAUAACCACUAUUGCCAGCUCGACCAAUAGCCACCACCACAACCCAGCACUUGUCACUGUCGCUGCUGCCACAAUUGGUAACUACUAUUGUAAUUAACCCCCACCAUUGAAACGUUAAUUACUAUCAUCACUUGAUAAUCACCCAGGAUUAUCGCUUGCGCUGCAAAAGAAGGGCCACUUGGUAGAGGUUAUUUUGCCAAAGUAUGCAAGUUUGAACCUCAGUGAAAUUCACGGGCUGCAAGAAAUUCAAGCAGAGUCUUAUUCAUAUUUUAAUGGUCAAUUGCAUGGAAACAAAAUUUGGACUGGAGUUGUCAAUGGUAUUGGAGUUACUUUUGUUCAACCUUUGUACAUCCUUUUUUAACCGCGAGAAGAUAUAUGGCUACACAGGUGACUUUGAACGGUGCUCUAUCUGUUCCUUGGUAAAAGGAAGAGAUUCAGAAGAAGACUGCUGCCCCGGAUUAGUAUUGCUAGCUUGAAAAGCGCGUACAUCUUCUCCUAACUUGGUGUUGUCGCUGCCUGUUUUCUUCUUCGAUUUCCCAUGCAAUUUCCAGCAAGUAUCUCGAGUAUGCCAUGGCUUUCGACAAUAAUCACACUAGGGUUUCUACUUCCUCCUGAUGGUGUCACGCCAUUGCUAGCUUCUGAAGUGGCUGAACUAGAGCCAACCAUGGCAGCCUUAAAAUUCAUGACUGAAGUGGCUGAACUAGAGCCAACCAUGGUAGCCUUAAAAUCCAUGAUCAAGUCCUAAGCUCUGAUACCAUGUAGAAUUUUAUAGAGAAAGGAAAAACGAGAAAUAUUCUCUUAUUUUUUUCAUCUAUCAAACAUAAGAAAAACACAACUUAUAUAGACUAGCUAAAGGAUAAAAAAUCUUAGAUCAUGAACUAAUUUAUCUUAUCCCUAAACCAUAGAAUGUUUAUCCAUAUCUCUAACAAACAAAAACUAAUUAGUUAUUCUAACUUAUCAACAAUUUAUUUAAUUUAAAAAAUAUAUAAAUAAAAUAAUAAUUUUUUAAUUUAGAUAAAAUUUUAGAAUUUUAAACUUUACGUAACUCGUAACAAAUAGCUAGAAACAAGAAGUGAGUCAAUAGUUUCUAUCGUCGAUUACAGGCAAACUAUUCUCGAGCUACAGUUCUCACUUUCAAUUCAAAACACAACUAUCUAUAUCACAAUUAAAUCCGAUUAUUAAAUAUGUAUAAAAUUUUUAAAAAUAGUAGAUUGACGACUUUAAUGAUAAGCAAAAGACUAAAUAAAUGUGAAUUUGUCGUGUUUUUACAAUUCACACGGUAAACUUAAUUUUGAUUCAAUUGAUUCCCAUGGAUUGUCAUUUUUAACACCUUCACAUACAAAAGUUAAUGCGAUAAUUAAUUUAGUUAUUGAUUCAAUGUGAUUCUCUUGAUUUGGUAUAUUAUGUGUUUGUUAAUUUUCCAGCAAAACAGUAACUAAAUUACGCAAAGAGACCAAAAGAACUAACUGCUUGCCAUGCCAUAGUAGGGACCACUUAGCCUUUUAUCUUGACCCUACCGUUUCUCUGCUUCCUUUUUUCCGUAGCUUGAUUAUCUAUGCAACGAAACGAGGGAGAAUAAAUUCUAACCAUAGUUCCCUCGUGUUGAAGAAAACAGAAAAUAACAGCUCUUUUUGGUCUCAGAGGCUGCACAAGCUAGGUUGCUUGUGCAGACCUUUCAUCCCUGACCAAGGGAAAAAGGGAGCAUCCUUUCCUGCAAGGCAGGAAAGGUCACUUCCACCUUUUCCCCAAAAACUCAGAAGUAUCCAUUAGAAAGAAGACUCAGAAUCUCAGCAUGUAUAUAUUUUCAUCUCAAGAUGUAAUAAACUCAGAAUUCUUGUAAUAUAAACAUUCAUCAUUGUUCUAUAAAAAUUCACAUGGUAUCAGAGCUGGUCUAAAACCAGUCAUCAUCUACCCCAUCAACACAAAAUUCAAGCCUUAAAAAUGGCUCACUCAGAAACCACAAAAAUCACAAACAUUGUCUUGCGAGGUAGUCAAAAUUAUUUUUAGUGGUCAAAAUCUAUUUACAUUGCCCUCAGUGGCAGAAAAAAAUUAGGUUUCAUUAUUGGAAAUAAACAAAAACCCAAACCUGUAAUUCCAGAAGCUCCAACAGAAGAAGAACUGGACAGAAUGGAAGAGUGGCAGACUAAUGACCAUCUGGUCAUGUCCAUGCCCACUAAUACCAUGGAAAGCCAGAUUUCCCGACUGUGUAUGCUCAUGGAGUCAUCAAAGGCAAUCUGGGAAAAACUAAAAGGCCUUUACGGGCAUCAAAAUAAUUUUGCUCACAUUUUCAGAUUGAAGCAGGAACUUUCUCAAAUCACUCAGGGAACCAAGAAUCCCACAGAAUAUGCAACGGAGAUAUUAACUAGAUGGGAAGAGUUACAAAAUUAUCUUCCUCCGUCUAAUGAUCCAGAAGAGCUCCAAAGAAGGGCAGAACAAGAUUUGAUUUACACCUACCUCGGAGGCCUGGAUUCAAGCUACGAAAGCUUGCGUUCUCAGAUCCUCCUCAUCUCUCGGCUGCCGUCAAUAGAUGCUGUGAUAGCGACUAUCCAACAUGAAGAAACUAGACGGAACACUAUGAAUGGGUCAUCAAAAAGCACGGACAGCCAUUCAUACCUCACCCGUCGAGACCAAGGCCGUCAGAGAGGAGGGCCGAGCGCCAUCGUGCGAUGUGACCACUGCAUAAAGCAGGAUCAUCACCGCGAUGGCUGCUGGCACCUCCAUCCGCAGCUGAGGCCAUCGAGAGGGUGGGAGGGGGCUGGCUCGAAGGGAGGCGAGAGGAGAGGUGGGGGGAGCGAAAUGCGAAGGGAAGAAAACCCUAGAAAGGGUGUGGGAGCACAUUCGGGAAUGGGGGCGUCAUAUGCCGAAAAAUAUAUGACGCCCCGACCCGAAAUGCAACCCGAAUUUCUAGGGUUUUCUCGACCCGACCCAAUGAUCCAUGGUCUUCAUGGGCUAGACCUCUCCGCUGGGCCAGGCCCAUUCUUCAAUCAAGCUCAACAGGCCCAUUCUCCAAUAAAACCCAGCAGGCCCAUCCAGCUCCACAGGUCCAUCAAGCCCAGCCGGCCUCCCAGGCCCAGCCCACCAGUCAGGCCCAAAUGACCGAAUUUCUGGCCCAACUCCAAGCCUUGAUUCGGCAAGGUACAACCCGACAGGAUCGAAAUUCCGGGAAGACGAUUGGUAAAGGACACUUAGAAAAUGGCCUCUACUACCUUCAUAGUCCUUCCCCGCAAUGCCUUAUAUCAACCACCCCUGGCAUGCUCAUGCAUCAGAGAUGUGGGCAUCCCUCCGACUCCGUUCUAAAUAAAUUAUUUUGUUACAAUUUAAACUCGAGUAAUUGUGAUGUGUGUAAAUUUUCCAAAAACACGAUUGCCUUUUUCCUUGUCUUCCAGUAGGUCAGAAAAACCUUUUGAUUUAAUUCAUUUUAAUGUUUGGGGACCUACCCCCGUUACUGCCUAUAAUCAUUUUAGAUAUUUUGUCACUUUUAUUGUUGAUUACUCUCGUAACAUCUGGAUCUAUUUAUUAAAAGGAAAAAAUGAAGUUUUUUCUCGAUUCUAAGAAUUUUUUAAUUUUAUAAAGAACCAGUAUAAUGCAAAAUUAAAAAUAUUUCGAUCCGAUAAUGGUACGGAGCACGUAAACCACAAUUUUUCUAGUUUCUUUAAACAAAAUGGAAUUUUGCAUCAAACCACAUGUGUUAAUACUCCCGAACAAAAUGGUGUUUCUGAACGCAAAAAUCGACAUCUUCUCAAUGUCACUCGCACCCUUCUUUUUCAAAAUAAUGUCCCUUCUGUUUUUUGGUCGGAUGCUCUCUUAACUGCCACCUAUCUUAUCAAUCGGUUACCCACUGUCACCUUAAAAAACAUGAGCCCUCUAAAAGUUCUCAAAAGCUGUCAAAUAGAUUUAGGUCAUCUUCGAGUCUUUGGUUGUGUUUGCUAUGUCCAUAUAAAGCGUCAGCAUAAAUUAGACCGCAGCUCUGUAAAAACCCUCUUUUUAGGAUAUUCCUCCACCCAAAAAGGAUACAAAUGUUAUGAUCCCGUGACCUAUAAAACCUAUGUCUCUCGCGAUGUCAGUUUUGUAGAGAAUGAUCCUUAUUACACCACUCCCACCAGCACAGACUUUACCAAUGGUCCUCCCCCCUCUUUAUUUCCGCUUAACUUUGAUUUCCCUCUUAGCAACUCGGACCAGGACUGUCAGCUUCAGGGGGAGUCCCCUCUCGUCUCUAGGCUAAUUCCUUCAGGGGGAGACAAUCCUAUUCCAGAGGCCCAAUCUCAAGAAGUAGCAGAAGAAGAAACUGCCUUGCGAAGAUCUACCAGACAAACUAGACCUCCUGUAAAAUUUAGAGACUAUGUGUCUCAUUCGGUAACAUACCCGAUUCGGAAUUUUAUUUCCUAUAAUGUCUUAUCUAAUCAACACCGCAACUAUCUAUGUCAGAUUUCCAAACUCGUUGAACCUGCUAGCUUCUAUGAAGCCAACACUGACCCCACUUGGUGUAAAGCUAUGGAAGAAAAACUCUUUGCUCUAGAAAGGAAUGAGACAUGGAGCAUUGUUCCACUUCCACCAAAUAAAAAACCCGUGGGAUGUAAGUGGAUUUACAAAAUCAAGUUCAAUAGUGAUGGAACCGUUGAAAGAUACAAGGCAAGACUUGUAGCCCGAGGUUUCACGCAGACUUAUGGAGUUGACUAUCAAGAGACGUUUGCUCCUGUAGCUAAAAUGAAUACGGUCAGAAUCCUUCUCUCAAUAGCAAUCAAUUAGGGUUGGAAUCUG
Messenger RNA from Ricinus communis (castor bean), 5098 nucleotides. Its product is annotated as phosphoenolpyruvate carboxykinase (ATP) 1. Gene Ontology annotation, molecular function: ATP binding; phosphoenolpyruvate carboxykinase (ATP) activity. The transcript is spliced from 6 exons. Lineage: Eukaryota; Viridiplantae; Streptophyta; Magnoliopsida; Malpighiales; Euphorbiaceae. Gene Ontology annotation, cellular component: cytosol. Gene Ontology annotation, biological process: gluconeogenesis. Bases 2468 to 3436 code for a protein of 322 amino acids. The record is from RefSeq and is a predicted model, not a curated record.